Molecule: messenger RNA, 502 nt
Organism: Bemisia tabaci
Lineage: Eukaryota; Metazoa; Arthropoda; Insecta; Hemiptera; Aleyrodidae
Source: RefSeq, a predicted model, not a curated record
GAUGACUCGAACUCUCCGACCCUGUGUAAAAUUUGUGUGUAUUUUAUGGUACGCUUCCCUUUUGAUUUUGACGGUGAUGAUAGUCUUCGGUUCAACUUCAGAAUCAGAGAUGGCACCAGGGAAAAAGUCCGAGAAAGUUCGUGAGCCAUGUAGAGGUUUGAUAUACUUCUGGACCCAGACUCCGGAUCCCAGCAAAUUGGAGCUCGGGAGGACAAGAUGCCUGGAAGCGUUCGAAGUCUUAAUAAAUAGGAUGAUAGGAAGGAACUUACCCGUUCUUCCUGAAUACCCUCACUGCGAGCGGAGAUAUACUAAAUUGUGGUUCGGCCACACAUGCGUAGUACAUAUGAAGAGGUUCAAGGACGGAAAGUGCAGAACCAUACCUAUUACUCAGUUCUUGAAGCGAAUUCCAGCCGCGGUUGAAACAACUCCAAUGGGUUCUAACCCUCAGACCACCGGUUCUGGCUAGAUAAUCAAGAUAGUGUCAAAUGGAUUGCAUUUUGCA